Molecule: messenger RNA, 201 nt
Organism: Soboliphyme baturini
Lineage: Eukaryota; Metazoa; Nematoda; Enoplea; Dioctophymatida; Soboliphymatidae
Source: the annotation of a GenBank genome assembly
AUGGAGCAUCCAAAGAGUUAUACUGCUCCUUCGCAGGUUCUUCACGUGAAGUUCUCGGAUCGGAAUACUUACACGAUCACAGAGCCAUUCGCGGACGAUGGCUCAACUUUGAACGCAUCAAGUGUAGCUUUGUAUCACAAAAACACAUUAUUAAUUGGUACUAUCAAUCAUAAACUAAUGAUAUGCCUUGUUAAAUUGUAG